AUGACAACGACACAACACACAUGUGUUGUGAGAGUUAAUUUGUUUCUAUUUUUAGAUGAAACCGCUCAGUAUCAAGAAUAUGGGUCGGUUGGUUGUGCUAUUAUUGGUACGUUAUCGGAUCCACCAUUAUAUAAAAUGGGUUGCUAUAAUGAAAAAAAUGAGUACUUAUGUACUGCUAGUAUUACUACAAACAACGAAACAGGUGCUAAUUUGGCAUUGCAAGAUGGAGGUUAUGUUUCUUUUAAAGAUGAACAGGGUAAAAGCUGGUCUAUGCAGUUUGAGACUGUAGAUUAUGCAAUUGAAUUUUGUGCCCAUGUCUCAGUUGCAAUGUACGGAGCCUCAGGUUAUUCAAAUCAAAGUAUUUUAGCAUGUGAUGUUACAUCGGGAAAACGUGAUCGAAUUGUAUUUGCUAAUGAUGUGGUCAAAGUACGCUAUCAAAGUUGGGUAGUUCAAUGUGAAGCAAAUCGUAAGAAACUUCCUAUUCUUGGAAGUAAGUUAGAUGGUAAUCUAACAGAUGAAAAACCGUUUACAAUGAAUGUACCCGCAAAUCAUAUGGGUGUUACUCCAGACAUGAAAGGAUUUGAAGGAAUGAUAAUAGGAAUGGGUGAAGAAGGGACUCGUUUGAUAGUUAUUCCAUUUGGAGCGAAACGGGGUGGUGGACCUCAAGUUCAUAUGUGUUUUUACGUUCAUAUUGUUAAGAAAAAAAACUCUUCUCAAGUUGUUGGAAUUCGUGAAAAUAUGACUGUUGCUUUGCAAAGUUUAACUCCGCAAACAACAGAUAACACAAAAACUUUUUCACAUAAUGGUGAACCUAGUGUUAUACAAAGUUUUGAACGUCAUUAUUCUCAUCCUUCUUUUAUUCCUUUGCCUGGAUUUAGCAAAGAACAAUUACUGGUUGUGGAUCGAAUUCGUGAUCAAGUUCACGUGCUUUCUCAAGAGUUACAGGAGGCAAGAAAACAACUCGAUAUUUUCAUGAAUGAUGUAAAAGUUCAUGAACGAAGUGAAAAACCCAAAAGUUUGGCAAGUGCUCAAAUUGAAUAUUCGAUUAAAAAGUUAUUGAUUGAUACUGAAGAAGCUAGAGAAACGCUUUCUCAGAAAGAUAUAGCGUUAAGACAGAUUGAGGAAAAAAAUCGUGAGUUACAGAAAAAAGUUGAUAAGUUUACUAGUACUGCAAAUUUACUUGCAGAAGAAAGAAAAAAUUCUAUUAAUUCAUCAAAUGAAGAAAAAUUAGAUUUUGAUAGAAGAAUUGCCCAAACUCAGUCAGAAUUAACACGAAUACAAUCUGAACGAGAAGAUGUUGCUCGUCAUCUUUCAACUGUAAAACGACUUUUGGAAGUUGCUGAUCAAGAUAUAAAAAAUGAAAAGCAAAAAUUACAAGUAUCUUCUAUUGAAUUUCAAACGAAUGAAUCUAAACUUGCUAUUGAUGAAGAAAACUAUACUGAAGAAACUUCUCAUGUUAAAAUUCUUGAGUCAAAAAUAAUAACACUUGGUGAUCAAUUGCGUUCUGUAUCGGAAGAAGUUCGGAUAAAAGAAAGUCAAAUUGACGAAACUAGAAAAAAAAUUGAAAGUGAUAAAUUACAUUAUACACAAUUGCUUGAAGAUGAAAGAAGCAAAGCAACUGUAGAUAUUCGUGAAUUACGACAGGAAUUAAUUGAUGAAUUAGCUAUACGUGAUAAACGUUAUCAAGAAGAACGUCAGAGAGUUGUACAUGAGUCUUUUGAAAGGGGAAGAAUUCAAGGUAUAGAGGAUGGACAAAAUGAAACACUUUUAGAGGCUGAUACAGUUACCCAAGAAUUAACUCUUACUGUUCAACGUCACAAGGCAGAAGUUAAUGCUAUGCGAAUUCGUUUAAAGAGUGCAAUAGAACAAAGUGAAGCAGAUGAACGACGAUUAAAUUCUCAAAUAGUAGCACUUCAAGAAACUUUAUCUAAUCUUCAGGUAGAAAAUACACAGUUGGAGACGGAGAACGAUUCCUUGAUAUUAGCAAAAGAAGAACUUGAAGAAGGUAUUUUUCAAAAAAUUAGGAGCGCUGUUGAGCAACUUUCUCAACCUAUAGGGCGAAAUGAUCUACUCACAGUUAUUCACACAUUGAGAAUGAAUAAAAAAGUAAACUACGAUUUUGAGCUUCAACGUGCGGAUGAACGAGAAAGAAUUCUAGAGCAAGAGCAUAAGGAAGUUUGUGAAUGGGUUAAUGCGAGUGUAAGUGGUACUUGUGUUCCAUUUCCUCCUAUACGGAUGUUUUGUACUUCAGAAGCUUCAGUAUAUGUUGAAUCUGCGAAUAAAUUAUGGAACCAACCAGAAUUGUCUGAUGAAUUACUUGAAUCAAGGCUUCAGGAUUUAAUUGAGAUUCAAGAGGCAGUAGUUCACUUUGAUCCAGAUGAAAUGGAUCGCCGUUAUCGAGAACUAUUAUCAGAAUUUACAAAAGUCAAGCCUGACCUUGAAUUGGUACCUCAAAAUAGUUCUACCAAUAAACAGUAUGUUGUUUCUGCGCAUAAAGAAAUAUCUCAGAGUGAAAAUAAUGAAAUUUAUCCUGAAAAAAAUAAAAAUCAGACUUCCUUUGAUAAGACUGAAGACUUCAUACCUCCGAAAGAAAAAGAACAGCAGAAUUUCAUUUCAACGUUACAAGAAGUGCCACACUCUAAUAGUGAACUAGUUUCACCACGGCAAUUGGAUGUGCAUGAAACUGUUUCCCCUAAAAGUCCUAGUCUUAUACCAGAAAACAAACAGGAAAACUUACCCGAGUGUGUCUCUGCUGGAGAUACUGACUCUAGAAAAGAAGAAGCGAAAACUGAAAGACAAUUUGAUCCUGCCCCUUUGAGAAGACCCAUUUCCGACUCUAAUAGUCAAAAGCCAGUCAAUCAAAUAGCUCCUCCAACAAGACGGGGUGUUCCUACCCGAAAGAAAAUGCCUACAAUGAGUGACUCAGACUCAAAUAACGAUUUCCCUAAUCAGACCACAGAGGAGUCUAAGCGUGGCGUGCUUAAGAGAGCUCCACCCAAAAAAUCUUUGUUUGACGAUAGUGACUCUUCCGAUUUCUAG
Trypanosoma theileri is the source of this 3039-nucleotide messenger RNA. RefSeq lists its product as uncharacterized. The record is from RefSeq and is a predicted model, not a curated record. NCBI's taxonomy places the organism in Eukaryota, Euglenozoa, Kinetoplastea, Trypanosomatida, Trypanosomatidae. The transcript has a single exon. Bases 1 to 3039 code for a protein of 1012 amino acids.